This is a messenger RNA of Parastagonospora nodorum SN15, 1752 nucleotides long. RefSeq lists its product as hypothetical. The record is from RefSeq and is a predicted model, not a curated record. Gene Ontology annotation, molecular function: polygalacturonase activity. NCBI's taxonomy places the organism in Eukaryota, Fungi, Ascomycota, Dothideomycetes, Pleosporales, Phaeosphaeriaceae. The coding region runs from base 1 to 1752 and encodes 583 amino acids. The transcript has a single exon.
AUGAGCGCCGCUAAUGGUACGCUACACCAGGGCAUACUCGUGGAGGCAGGCUCCGCGGGGUUCAUGACCGAUUUGGUAUUCAACGGCGGCAAAUAUGGCCUCGAUGUCGGGAACCAACAGUACACCAACCGUAACUUGACGUUCAACAAUGUCGAAACUGCCAUCAACCAGCUCUGGGAUUGGGGAUGGACUUAUACUGGCCUCACAAUAAACAAUUGCAGAGUCGGUCUAAACUUGUCCGGGGAUGUAGGAUCGAUCACUUUGUUCGAUUCUGAAAUUAUCAACACACCUGUGGGCAUUCAAACAGUGAAGGCUAACAGCGAGCUGCCUGCUGCUGGCAGUAUCUACUUGGAGAACGUCAAGCUGGAAAACGUUAGAACAGCUGUACUUGGACCCAACGCGACGUACCUUGCAGGCUCAUCAGAUGCCACUGUCAUCGACGCCUGGGCUUACGGCCAUCGUUACCUUCCGAAUGGGCCUCGGAAGUCUCGUGGCCAUAUUGCACCUAGUGAAAGACCAGCGGACCUUCUCGAUGCCUCAGGGAAUUACUACGUGCGUUCAAAGCCGCAAUACGACUCCGAGCCGCUUACGUCGUUCCUUAGUGCUCGUGAUAUGGGCUGUACUGGUGAUGGCAAGACUGACGAUACGAAGGCGCUGAAUGGCGCUAUCUUGAAAGCCAGAGGCGAGGGCAAAAUAUUAUUUAUGGAUGCUGGAUAUUACCUAGUCACGGACACCAUCUACAUUCCUCCCGAUUCGAAGAUUGUCGGUGAAGCUCUGGCAACCGUCAUUCUUUCCAGCGGUUCGUCCUUCAAUGACAUGCAAUUUCCUCGAGCCGUCGUACAGGUCGCCCAGCCAGGCGAGGAAGGCUCCCUCGAACUCUCCGACCUGAUCGUCAGCACUCAAGGCCCGCAGCAAGGUGCAAUCCUGAUACAAUACAAUCUCCGUACCAUCGCCAGCGAGCCCUCCGGUCUUUGGGACGUCCACACCCGCAUCGGCGGCUUCAAAGGCUCCAACCUGCAGGGCGCGCAAUGCGAGAAGACACCAAACAUCACAAUCACAGCCAGCACCUUGCAAAAAGAGUGUAUUGCCGCAUACAUGUCCAUGCAUGUAACCAAAUUCGCCUCAGGCCUAUACAUGGAAAACAACUGGCUCUGGACCUCGGACCACGACCUGGACUACCCCUACGCGCAGCUCACCCUCUACGCCGGCCGCGGCCUGCUCAUUGAGAGUCUCCAGGGCCGCAUAUGGCUCUACGGAACCGCCGUCGAACACCACGUCAAAUACGAGUACCAAUUCGUCGACACGCGCAACAUCUUCAUGGGCCAGGUCCAGACGGAAACAGCAUACUACCAGCCCAACCCUGACGCAUCCCUGCCCUUCCCCGAAGACAAAAGCCUUUCUGACCCCGUCUUCACCCCAUCUCGCAACUCCUCCGUCAGUACCGCAGAUGGAUGGGGCAUGCGCAUUCUCCGCAGCAACAACAUCCUCGGGUACGGCGUGGGCUUAUACAGCUUUUUCAAUAAUUACAACACGACAUGUAACGCGAGAGCUGCGGGGUCACCAUGUCAGACGAGGAUCUUGAGUAUUGAGGGGCAGCAGAACUCUUACUCCAUCAAUAUCUACAACCUGAACACAGUGGGCGCGGGACAGAUGAUUACCAGAGAUGGAGUGGAUUUGGCGAGGAAUUUGGAUAAUAACUCUACGUUUGUGGACACGAUUAAUGUGUUUAGAAUUAACGAGUUUGGGGCGUAG